CGAACACUUCCGUCUCGCGCCGGAAGCGCCGUACCUAGCAGAUCUGGUAGUUCAGCGCGCGGACUUGGAGAGUUUGAGUGGCGGGACCGUGGCGGCUGCGAGAGUGGGCAGUUUGGGCACCCGAGUCUGGUGCGGCGAUGCUGACCCCGGCGUUCGACCUCAGCCAGGACUCCAACUUCCUGACUGUCGCUAUCCGCGUGCCCUACGCCCGGGUCUCUGAGUUCGACGUCUACUUCGAGGGGGUCGACUUCAAGUUCUACGCCAAGCCGUACUUUCUCAGAUUAACCCUUCCUGGAAGAAUUGUAGAAAAUGGAAGUGAGCAGGGAUCCUAUGAUGCAGAUAAAGGAAUUUUUACCAUUCGGUUGCCCAAAGAAACUCCUGGCCAGCAUUUUGAAGGACUGAACAUGUUAACUGCUUUACUGGCGCCAAGAAAAUCCAGGACUGCGAAACCACUUGUGGAAGAAAUAGGUGCUUCUGAGGUUUCUGAGGAAGGAGUAGAAGAUGACGACGAUGAAGAGUUCGAUUGGGAAGUUGAACAGUCCCCCUAUGAAGAGGUACCGGAGAGUGCUUUGGAUCCGGAGUGCCGCUAUGGUUUUGGGAACUUACGAUCGGGAGUGUUUCAGCGGUUGCAGGAUGAAUUGAGUGAUGUUAUCGAUAUUAAGGAUCCAGAUUUCACUCCUGCAGCUGAACGAAGGCAGAAACGCCUGGCUGCUGAGCUGGCCAAGUUUGACCCUGAUCAUUAUCUAGCUGACUUUUUUGAAGAUGAGGCAAUUAAACAGGUUUUGGAGUAUGAUCCUUGGUGGACUGAUACAUAUUCGAAAAUGAUGGCCUCUAUGGAAAAGAGUCAGGAGCAAGAAAAUCUUGCUGCAUUAGUGUCUUUUUCUGAAGAAGAGAAGUAUCAGUUACGAAAAUUCAUCAAUAAAUCUUACCUGCUGGACAAGAGAGCCCAUCGUCAAGUGUACUACAGUUUGAUUGAUAUCCUUCUGGCCUAUUGCUACGAAACUCGUGUCACUGAAGGAGAGAAGAACGUCGAAUCUGCAUGGAAUAUCAGAAAACUGAGUCCAACACUGUGCUGGUUUGAGACUUGGACUAAUGUUCAUGAGAUCCUGGUGUCUUUCGGAAGAAGAGUUUUGUGCUAUCCCCUUUACCGCCAUUUCAAGCUGGUGACGAAAACCUGCAGAGAUACUAUAAAGAUAUUGCAACUAGGUAAAAGUGCAGUUUUAAAGUGUCUACUGGACAUUCACAAAAUUUUUAAGGAAAAUGACCCAGCUUACAUUCUCAAUGAUCUCUACAUCUCAGACUACUGUGUGUGGAUUCAGAAAGCCAAGUCCAAAAAGUUGGCAGCUCUUGCAGAAGCCCUAAAGGAAGCAUCCCUGACCAAGGCCCAGCUGGGAUUAGAGCUGGAGGAACUGGAAGCAGCAGCACUUCUGGUCCAGGAGGAAGAAACUGCAUCAAAAGCAGCGGCCCAUUCCGUUUCCGGGCAGCAGACACCGGCCUCCAGUUCUGAGACCAGCGAUUCAGAGGAAUCAGACAGCACCACAUCAUCUGAGACUGAAGACUCAGACUCUGAGCAGGAGGAGCCCAGAGGCAGUGAACCCGAGGCAGGAAAUGCCUUGCUCGGUCUCUUUGCUGAGAAGAGCGGUGCUGCCCUGCUCUGGGAUGCCGGUGUUGAGGGUACAGCCUCGGCCCUCCCGAGCUCUGAUGUUGGCCAGGAGAAGCCGCUUGCCCCUUCCCAGGCUCCUGGAGCAUCUGGGCCUCUGAUCCAGGAGCUCGGAGAGCAACUGGAGACGACAGUCCACGUUUCCGAGCCCGAGGGCUCCGCUGCUGGAAAGCAGGGUGGUGUGCGGGGGAGAGACUGCCGGCAGACGCCAGAGGAUUGACUCUGAGUGGUCUCAUCCGUUGUUCAAAGUUAGGACAGAUUUGGUUUUGUUUACUGGGUCAGAAUUCUUCCUUUUCACUUGAACUUUUCCUUAGUGGAUACAGCAUUGGUUGUCAUGUAUAAUUUUGAUAACUGUUGGUUUUCUUGUUGCACCUUUAAAAAUAAAGUUCUAAAGUUUUUUUUUAUUCAAGUGUAAUUAAUAUUUGAAAGUGAAAAUAGUAUUUCUGCCAGAAUCUCUAGAAUGUAAAGCCCAUUAAUAUUUUUAAUAGCUUUAUGGAGAUAUGUUAGAUAUACAAUAAACUGCAUCUGUCUAAA
This is a messenger RNA of Vicugna pacos (alpaca), 2194 nucleotides long. NCBI's taxonomy places the organism in Eukaryota, Metazoa, Chordata, Mammalia, Artiodactyla, Camelidae. The record is from RefSeq and is a predicted model, not a curated record.